CCUAUGAAAAAUUAGAUUGAUGUCUAAGAUGUCUUUCUUGAUUGCAGCCAGAAGUGAACUUGAACCAAAGUAUAGAUUUGAGAGAUGCCAAGACGUGAAAGGAAUAUGUAAACCAUUUUGUGAUGAUACUGAGUAUGAUUACGGAUAUUGCAUUAAAUGGAGAAAUCAGUGCUGCAUAUAA
This is a messenger RNA of Bubalus bubalis (water buffalo), 181 nucleotides long. Its product is annotated as beta-defensin 110-like. The transcript has a single exon. The coding region runs from base 20 to 181 and encodes 53 amino acids. The record is from RefSeq and is a predicted model, not a curated record. NCBI's taxonomy places the organism in Eukaryota, Metazoa, Chordata, Mammalia, Artiodactyla, Bovidae.